AUGAAACUCUCUUGGCUUCUGGGUUUGGCUGCGGCGGCGGGCUCCUUCAUUGGAGUCUUCGCAGCGUCGGUGAAAAGCGUGCCUCGACAAGCCCAAACCCGAUUUGACAGUCAGAAAAACGACAAAAUAAAGGUUGACAUCAUGUAUGAGUCCAUGUGUCCUUUCUGUCAGAGACUUCUAACUAAGCAACUGCCACACAUUAUGAAGAGUGAUCUUGCUGACUACAUCGAUCUACGUCUGUAUCCGUAUGGCAACGCAGUCGAACACGGCGACCAGAUCGAAUGUCAACAUGGCCCUGAGGAGUGUCACCUGAAUAAGGUGUCAGCGUGUGCAAUCAGGGAACUGCACACGGAUCCUUCGCAGAUCACGAACGUUCUCACAUGUCUUGAGAGCAUCAAAGGAAGUCCCGAUACCGAAUGGAGGCAAUGCCUGACUGAAGCCGGUGAUAAGAAAGCAGCGAUACAAGGUAAACGGUGGCUUCUUAUUCCAUCUUAA
Neospora caninum is the source of this 495-nucleotide messenger RNA. RefSeq lists its product as hypothetical. The record is from RefSeq and is a predicted model, not a curated record. Gene Ontology annotation, molecular function: oxidoreductase activity, acting on a sulfur group of donors, disulfide as acceptor. The transcript has 6 exons. The coding region runs from base 1 to 495 and encodes 164 amino acids. NCBI's taxonomy places the organism in Eukaryota, Apicomplexa, Conoidasida, Eucoccidiorida, Sarcocystidae.